AUUUUUGCAUUUUCGUACCCACAACCACUUAGCCACUAAUUAGCCUCCGCUUCUCUGUUUGGACACACACACACACACACACACACACAGAAGCAGCCAUGGCGGCUCUUGCGAAACUUGCAAAGAACCUCAUGUUCUCUUCUCAUUUCUCAAGACCCAGCUCCGGUAUUUUGUCAUCGUCAUCGCUACUUCCGAUGCUGUUCAUUUCUUCCAGAGGCAUCGCUUCCAAGCUCUUCGUCGGAGGACUUUCAUUUUAUACCACCGAACAGGGAUUGUCCGAGGCAUUUUCUCAAUAUGGUCAAGUUGUUGAAGCGAAAAUCGUGAUGGACAGAGUAUCAGACCGAUCUAAGGGCUUUGGAUUUGUCACUUAUGCAUCUGAAGAUGAAGCUGAGAAAGCAAUUGCGGAAAUGAAUGGGAAGCCACUUAAUGGGCGAGUUGUUUUUGUGGACUAUGCUAAGCCCAGAUCGGGAUCAGGUAGUGGCAUGCCCAUAGCUAGAGGACCGCCUGAACCGGUACCAGCACCAGCACCAGAAAAUUGAUUUCUUGAUCGCUCCUUAUGUCGAGUGAAAAAUAUCAGAUACCAGGAGAAUGGGAAAGUUGGAUGUCACGAUGUAAAGUGGCAGUUGGCGGAAAAUGGUAGAUCAUACAUGUUGAUGCGCUUCAUAUUCUUUACUAUUACAUGAUUAGCAUGAACCCAUUGAUAUCAACUAAAUGUUAAAAUCAAUAUCUGUAGAUUUAUAAAAACAGAGUCCAGAAUAGAUAAUUAUUGACAAUUCAAAUAUAGUUUUUUCUUUGAACUGUUAACUUAGCA
Sesamum indicum (sesame) is the source of this 811-nucleotide messenger RNA. RefSeq names its product small RNA-binding protein 11, chloroplastic. Gene Ontology annotation, molecular function: RNA binding. NCBI's taxonomy places the organism in Eukaryota, Viridiplantae, Streptophyta, Magnoliopsida, Lamiales, Pedaliaceae. The record is from RefSeq and is a predicted model, not a curated record.